AACCAUACCUGGUUUCCAUGGGACGAUUAUUUCGUUCUACCACGUCUACCGACGACGACAGCCCACGGCUACCCACAGCUACUCAAAAGUUUCAUAAGCUACUUCCGGGUCGGCUCUUGGACUUCAAGAAUGAAGAUCGAGGAAAAAUUCUUCUACGAGAAUUUGCAUUGAAUGGUCAGUGGACGUAUGCCAAAAAACUGAUAGACGAGGCCGGGCAGGAAAAGAACUUGGUUCGCGCUAAGUUAACAGCAAACGGAGACACCAUUCUUCAUGUUGCUGUGAAAGCCCAGCACACAAGUUUCGUGAAGCAUCUGCUCCACAAAAUGAAGCCGGAUGACUUGAUCAUACGCAACAAAGAUGGAUACACUGCCUUCUGCUUUGCCGCUGCAUCAGGAGUCACAGAAAUUGCUAGGCUCAUGGUGGCCAUGGACAAAGAUCUUCCAUCCAAGUGUGGCUCCUCAGACCAAAAAACUCCCCUCCUCAUAGCAGUAUUGUUCAAGCGUAGAGACAUGGCUCACUACCUCUUGUCCAAAACUAUUUUCCACGAGCUACCAGUAGAAGAACAGGUUCACAUUUUCAACGCCACCUUAAACAGCGAAUUAUAUGAUAUAAGUUUGGAAAUUCUUGAAUCGGACGUAAAUUAUUUAGCGACUAGGAAAUGCAAGAAGAAGAAUGGUGACCAUAGCGGAGAUGAUGGCGAGACUCCAUUCGAGGUGAUGGCCAGAAAACCAAUAGGCAGGGAUAGCUGGAUGCCCGCAACCAGUUGGAAAGUGCGCAUAGUUAAAGCUAUAAAGGGGUUGUACAAAAAAGAUAUGACGCAGGAAGCAGCUACUAGAUUACUGCAAUCGUUGUUUGAAUAUGCUUCGUAUUUUUCAACAUACGAGGAUGUUGUAAAGUUGAUUAGCAAACCGAAUUUAUUGCAUGUGGCUGCAAAGGCAGGAAAUGCUGAGUUUCUGGUUCAGGUGUUUCGGUUUUUCCCAGAGAUUUUAUGGGAAAAAGAUGUUGAUGCUACGACCAUACUUCAUAUAGCUAUUGAGAAUCGACUUGAAGUUGUGUGGAAGCUGUUAUAUGACGUGGGUUGGCUCAAUGACUUCCUAGUAAAAAACACUUCUGAGAAUAAUAACGACAUAAUGUAUUUGGUUGCCAAACUAGCUGCUCCUCAUCAUCUCAACAAGGUCUCCGGAGCAGCUCUUCAAAUGCAACGUGAAUUGAUUUGGUUCAAUGAAAUUGAGAAGGUAGUUCCAGUUUCCCAACUCGAGGCCAAAUGCAAAGACACGAAAAAGGAAGAACACAAAGAGCUACUAGUCGAGGUCAAAUGCGAAGACAGCAAAAAGUCAACACCAUGCACGGAAGAACACGAAGAUCUACUACGGCUCGACGACAACAAAAAGUUAAUGAUAACGUCACAUCAAAUAUCCUCUGAAGAGCAAAAAAGCAAGUUAACACCACGCCAAUUAUUCACGAAAGAACACAAGGAUCUACUGACAGAGGGCGAGAAAUGGAUGCAAAACACAGCAAACUCUUGUAUGGUUGUUUCAACUCUCAUCGCUACCGUAGUUUUCGCUGCAGCCUUCACGAUUCCCGGCAAUUAUGAUAAGACAGGCACUCCUAUUUUUCAACCAAACAUCUGGUUCACCGUGUUCAUCUUAUCCGAUGCGACCGCUUUGAUCUCAUCCUCAACUUCUAUUUUGAUUUUCUUGUCUAUCCUAACUUCACGCUACACAGAAGAAGAUUUCUUGCACUCUUUGCCAGCUAAAUUAAUUUUGGGACUCAGCUCGCUGUUCAUCUCCAUUGUGUGCAUGUUCGUCACCUUUAGUGCAACCUUCUUUCUUCUCUACAAUAAGGCUACUAUUUCAAUUCCCAUGAUGAUUGGUGCGAUGAUGAUGGUUCCAAUUCCUUGCUUUGGUGCACUUCAAUUUAAGCUGUGGAUCGACAUUUUUCAAAAUACUUACUUGUGAGAAUGUUAUCGUAAUUUCAUGCCAGAAUAAUUUUUUAGUACGUGAAAGUCUGGGGAUAGGUUUUCUCAAUUUCAA
Messenger RNA from Momordica charantia (bitter melon), 2033 nucleotides. RefSeq lists its product as uncharacterized. NCBI's taxonomy places the organism in Eukaryota, Viridiplantae, Streptophyta, Magnoliopsida, Cucurbitales, Cucurbitaceae. Gene Ontology annotation, molecular function: protein binding. The record is from RefSeq and is a predicted model, not a curated record. Gene Ontology annotation, cellular component: membrane.